Messenger RNA from Aquila chrysaetos chrysaetos, 1929 nucleotides. It is a transcript of the gene FIBIN, whose product is annotated as fin bud initiation factor homolog. NCBI's taxonomy places the organism in Eukaryota, Metazoa, Chordata, Aves, Accipitriformes, Accipitridae. Bases 87 to 740 code for a protein of 217 amino acids. The record is from RefSeq and is a predicted model, not a curated record. The transcript has 2 exons.
GCCCGGGGCCGGGGGGAGAGCUCCAUGGGGCGGGAGCAGCGCGGCUCCGGCCGGCCCUAAGGCUGCCCGCCGCCGGCCGCGGCAGCAUGCCGGCAGCGCUGCUCUUGCUGUGGUUGGGUUGCGUGUGCGGGCUCUGCCGCGGGUACUUCGAGGGCCCGCUGUACCCCGAGAUGUCUAACGGGACCCUGCACCACUAUUUCGUCCCCGACGGGGACUACGAGGAGAACGACGACCCCGAGCGGUGCCAGCUGCUCUUCAGGGUGAGCGAGCAGCGGCGGUGCGGGGCGGCGGCGGGCGGAGGAGGAGGAGGAGGAGGAGGAGGCGGCGGCGGCGGGCUCAGCCUGCGGGAGGAGCUGACGGUGCUGGGCCGGCAGGUGGAGGACGCGGGCCGGGUGCUGGAGGGCAUCGGCAAGAGCAUCUCCUACGACCUGGACGGGGAGGAGAGCUACAGCACCUACCUGCGCCGCGAGUCCGCCCAGAUCAGCGACGCCUACUCCAGCUCGGACCGGUCGCUGAGCGAGCUGGAGGGCAAAUUCCGGCAGGGGCAGGAGCAGGGGGGCCGGGAGGAGGCCCGCCUGGGCGACAGCUUCUUGGGGCUGCUGCUGCACGCCCGCGCCCUGCUGCGGGAGACCCGCCACAUCUCCAGCGGGCUGCGGGACAAGCACGACCUCCUCGCCCUCACCGUCCGCAGCCACGGCGCCCGCCUCAGCCGCCUCAAGAACGACUAUCUCCGCGCCUGAGACGGGACCCCGGCCCGCCCCCCGCCCCGGGAGGCGCCGGAGGGCGCAGCCCCGGGCUCCGUCUGGAAGGAGCGCCCUCCUCGAGCGAAGGCGUCGUCCUUCGCCCCGGCAAAACUUAUUUAUUCGAGCCGACUUCCUAAACGAAUAGCGCGGUUCCGUCAGCCGGGAGGUCAGAGGUACGGCGAAGUUAAUAGCCCGUAUUUAAAAAAAUCACCCCACCCCACCCCGCUACAUCGCUCGUCUUCGCUUAGGAAGCGAGGUGCGCUUUCUCGUACUCCGGUUCCCUGCCGUCGGUUUACGUAUCGCCCGCUCUGCUGCGGCUCACCCGCCGCCAACGUGGGAGCAAGCGUGGUGCUCGCUAGCCGCGUCCGGACCCGCGUGUAGCAGAGGCUGAAAUUGCUCGUGGUGCCGCUCCCCUUCGCGGCGAGACCUCGGGCCCUCUAUUACCUUUCCUAACCUUUUGUAACGGCAUGUAUUCUACGCGCGUUAAACGUUGUUCUACUACGUGACUUAAAGCUGUGAUUCCCACUCGCGUUUUGAAAGACGGGCACUAUUCUGGCAGGAUUUGUACUCUUCCAGGCUUGCUUAUCUGUGACUCUGAGCUAUCGUAACCCCAAGAGCCAGCCAAAAAGGCUGAUGUCAGAUCCUGAGAAUGCUGAUGCAGACUUUUAUAGUAAGAAGAAGGAGUCCUAGCGGUGAUUGUAGUUUCAGAUCCCGAAUUGGUUUCUUGGAGCGUUUCUCUAAAGCAGACAAAAAGGGUUUGUCUGUGCCAGCACAGUGACACAUUUCUUGUUGGUGCCUUUGUACUUUUGCUAGCUAAGCUAUUAAUAAAAUUAUUUGUGCUCCCAGACAAUAGCAAAAGUGCCUAGUGGGAAGGAGGGGGAGGAUUGUUUGGGUUUUCAGACUCACUGCUAUUUAACUGUCAAGUUGGGGUAACGUGGCUACUGGGUUACAGAUACUGCAGGCAGAAUCACUGUUUGGAUGAAAAAAGUUCAUAUGUUGUUCUAAUAAAUAUUUGAAAACAAUGUUAAAGCACUUUUUUUUCCUUUUGUUGUUCUGCUUGGGACGCUCUUGAUUUGAAACAUGCUGUUGUAAUAUGUCUUUUCAGCAAAAAGUUGUGAGUAUGUAGAUCCUGCCAAACGAAAUAACUUGCUUUUUAGUAAAAACAAAUAAAAAUGUACAGACUCAA